CUGAACCACCCAGCCCCCCUCACACACAGCGCUGGGCUGUCAGACAGUUGUUCAGCUUGAACGGAGCGGAGGAGACAAGGCUGCUGAGUUUUAAGAGUCUCACAGAGCUAUGGGGGAGAAGGAGCAGUCUACUGGAGGGCCUCAUUUCGUGGGGACAAAAGAUGAACUGAUUGCAGCGAGUCGCUCGUUCAGAACACUGGAGGGUCGGGACAUACUGAUCGUCUACCAACAGGGAGUGUUCUAUGCUUUGGAUUCUUAUUGCUAUCAUGCUGGGGCGAUGCUGCAGAAUGGAGACAUUGAGGAAAUUGAUGGCAAGCUGUGCAUAAUUUGUCCAAAUCACAAGUACAAGAUUUCCCUGGCCCAGGGGGAGGGCAUAUACAAGGGCACAGACCCCAGACAGAAGCCACCUGUGGCCAGAUGGUACUCCAAGGGCGUGAAGCAGCGGACCCACAUGGUGACCGAGACCGACGGGAAAGUCUACGUCCAGCUCUCCGAGGCAACAGGCUGGAUCGACUCCGACUACUACCAGGGAGAAAAGGGCAAAGUGGAAAGGGCCAAAGCCAGGGCUGCUGAGGAGAAACCCUCCUGAUGGUGUAACAGAUGGAUGCAGAUGCCAUUUUUAGUCUCUCUUUUUUAAUCUCCCCUCAUUUUCUCCGACGGAUGUGUUUAUAGAGAGGAUGUCAGGUAUCAAUAUAACACUUGAAUGUGAAUCUUCUGUAUUUGGGGAGAAUUUAGAGUUUUCAUUGUUCUAAUUUUGGUUUACUACUUGACAACAGAUUAAAAUGUUUUCCCACAAGAUCGGGUCAAAUAUCU
Messenger RNA from Platichthys flesus (European flounder), 813 nucleotides. RefSeq names its product Rieske (Fe-S) domain containing (gene rfesd). The record is from RefSeq and is a predicted model, not a curated record. Bases 110 to 589 code for a protein of 159 amino acids. The transcript has 4 exons. Gene Ontology annotation, molecular function: 2 iron, 2 sulfur cluster binding. NCBI's taxonomy places the organism in Eukaryota, Metazoa, Chordata, Actinopteri, Pleuronectiformes, Pleuronectidae.